CUGAACUUUCCGCUGCGGCGGGAGUUCACUGGGCUGAAAGGCAACGUUACGGAGAUGGAGAAGUGUCUCUCAGUGUGCACGGAUGACAUUGUCCUACUUCAAGCCAAGUUGGAAACUAUGUCAAAGGAGCUGAUUAAACUAGAGAACAAGCGUGAAAAUUUGGAGUCCAGGUCCCGUCGUAAUAAUUUACGCAUUGUUGGUGUGCCAGAGGAAAACAUCCUGUCUCCCACAGACGUGUCUACGCUUCUGCUGGAAGCUUUCGAACUUGAGAAAGAGCCACUUACGGCACGAGCUCGUGCGGCUUUCAAUGAGGUUCGUCGCCUGCUGCGGGGGAUGCAGGGAGUCCGGUUCGGCAUCAUCCACCCGGCCAGGUUGCGCAUCACAUAUGAGGGAGUGCAACAUGACUUCGUCUCGCCUGAGAAGGCUAAGGCAUACAUCCAGACAAUAACUACCCAGCAGUAG
Molecule: messenger RNA, 462 nt
Organism: Menidia menidia (Atlantic silverside)
Lineage: Eukaryota; Metazoa; Chordata; Actinopteri; Atheriniformes; Atherinopsidae
Source: the annotation of a GenBank genome assembly